AACAGUACAAUGGGUAGGCUAUUAAGCUAAUAUCCAUAGUAACUCAAACAGAAUGCAUCAGAAAAUGAAGCCUGAUAGAAACUCUCGCGUUGGUAAUAUCUUGAACACUGAUGUAGAUGGAUCGAUUUACAAACUUCAGUAUUGGCAAAUAAUGUAUGAAAACCCGUUCUUCAAUCCGAACUGUCACCAAAUUAUCAAAGAGCAAGAUGUUAAAGAGGUUCUCCAAUACACACCAAGUUCUGCCAUCCCAACACGAUCAAACAAACACAGCGGGACUUACCUUCCCGUAAUUCCCACGACACAAGAAACACAAUGCAAUAAUGCCGUUCGUUAUUUCGAGUCAGGGGAAGGUCGAAACAUUGACACGGGGCGUUGUUUGAAGGUAGAUACUGACUCUGAACAUGAACUAGCGACAUUAAGAACUAAAAUGAAACCACCAAAAAUCGUGGUACAAAAGCCAUCCGACGUCAACUUUGACCGGUACUCAGUUACAAAACUUUUGCGCCGCCCUCUUUCUAACGCCCAAAUGCGUUCACUCGACGAGAAACGGUCUGAACUCUACGAUGACACGGACUAUAAAUUCAGAAAGUUCAGCUUUACAACUAUCGCGGAAGAAGAUCAAUUGGGCGUUGAUAAUUUCUAUAAAAUAUAUUAUCCUUGUUUACUGGAAAAAAACAAACGUAGACACCGUAUUAUCGAAAGCAUGACUAGACUGGUAAAUAACCGCCCCCUUCAAUGCGACUCAAAAUUUGAAUUAUCUCAUUAUAUGUUAUGCGGUAAGACCCUGGGUGAUAUUAUGAAUGUUGACACCACGUCUGCUGAGUCUCUUUUAGAGGGAAAUGACGAGCCACAUUUGACAACGAACACACGGAAACGUCUUGCAAAUACAAUUCUAUCUAAUGCUAAAAUUAAAGAUGAUUCAGAACAUCCCGUUGAUGGUGAUUUGAAUAAGGAUGCCAUUGAAGAGGAUAUUAGGAUGGAGUACCAGUCUGCAAGUGGAAGAAGAAUGAACUUUGCCGAAAGUUCCCCCCAAGCAACACUAGACGCCCGUCAGAUAUUCCAAGAUGACACUUCCUUGGUCAAAACGUCUAACAUCGUACUAGAAACUCUCCAUGGGGGCGUUAAACGCGGCAGUCUAUGGGCACAUGCUGACAUAGAGCCUGAACUCAAAGAAAUGCAAGUAAACACAGAUAGAAAGAAAUACAAAUAUGAAAAGGGAAAUGAAGAUUCUGACGCUGAAAAAGCAUUAACUGCGCUAAAAUUCUUUGGAGAAAUUCUAAACAGAGUCCACAGCGAGGAUGAACUCCAACAAAGAAUUGACUCUCUUUCUGCCAUCCCUAAGUCUGCGUUAUCAUCACAAAGUGAUGUAUCCUUGGGACACGAAUGGGACAGCGGAAGUGACGUCAGUAUCGAUGACGUUACGGACUAUGAGCAUCUACUUAGGUUUGGUGAAGCAGUUGUAGAUGACGAUUAUAGCAAAGUUAUUGCAAGCGAGGUGAUUAACAAGAAAGGUGAUGUUAUAGAUGAAGUAGAAACCAACAUUUCAUAUGAUCAUAAUGAGAAUAUUGAAAGUGAUCGAGGCAAUGACGGCAUUGAAGAGUCACCUAUAACUUUUAAUAGAGACGAAAUUUAAUCUCAGCUCCCCCCUCGAUUAUCUUUAAAUUGAACUUAACAUGGUUAAUUCAGAAAAAAACUUUGGAUAAUCUUUUACAAAACCCUAAAUCGACUUUUGAUUAGCAAACGCAACUCAUGAUUGCAUUCUAAAGAGAAUAAAUUCACUAUUUAAAGGUAAUAGAUAUUGUUUUCAUACAACAGUUCCAAAUAAUGGGCUAUUAUUCAGAAACAUUGGGAUACUGUAUUUAGAAAAGGUCAAGGCCUAAAUGAAUGAUAUUUUUGUUUUUCAAUGGCCUCCUCACAUAUGAUCUGAACGAAACUCCACGAUGUCAAUGUUUUGGGGCAAAAUAAAGAUUUUUAUUUGAAUUCUAUAGAAUGUCCAAUGUAUUGAUAAGGACCCUAUCUUCCAUUUGACACCAACAGCAUCAAAGCUUACAAUGAUUAAUCAAAAAAUAUGUUCGAUCUGUCAAGCUUUAUACAUCAAGUUUUUAUCAAUGUCAUUGAAAGAUGGCGAAGUUGUUUGUAUAACAUGAUACAUU
Molecule: messenger RNA, 2153 nt
Organism: Owenia fusiformis
Lineage: Eukaryota; Metazoa; Annelida; Polychaeta; Sabellida; Oweniidae
Source: the annotation of a GenBank genome assembly